GAAUAAGUCACGCAAACACGUCCUCAAGCUUUCGGAACGCACUUUGUUCUAAAUUCAAAUAAUUAUAUUUUAAAAAGUGAAUUAAAUAUUAUCGGGCAUUAUAGUCUAAUCAUAAACAACAACCAAUUAUGUGAUCUCGUAUUAAAAAAAUAUUAAGAUCUAUAAAUCCGUUCGAAUUUCAAUUGUUAGUAAUGAUUAAAAAAAUGUCAUAAGAUGCAUCAAAUAUAAUUGAUAGGUCGUACAAACAAGUUUGUAACAAGUAACGAUAGUGCGUAAGUGUUAAUAAAGUUAUCGAUAAGUAAUUACUACUUAUAACAAUUUAUUGUAAACAAUUUCCGUAGUAACUCAUUGAUAAAAUGCAUUUUAUAUUCAGAGCUGAUUUGAGUAUUUUACUGAUAAUGAAUUGUGUAUUGUGCGUGCGUAGUGACACUUUUCUAAAUCUACCCGCAUCCACCGAACAAUUGAACGAGUUGGCGAGCUCCGUGUGUUCAGAUAUGUUUUCGAAAAAUGCGAUGGUAACCAGGUGCAAGGAAUUGUUUUAUAGUCUUGGUGAACCACGAAUAAAGUCUCCAGCCGUUGAAAUAAAAUGUCAGUCGGAGAGAUCAGUUACAUUUGCGGUGCCGCCUUCACAACUAUGGAAGCUGAUUGUUGUGCUUGGUAAUGAACGGAGCCAAAAUAGUGUCAAUUACAACCUCAUGGAGCCGUCUGAAGAGAUUGGAACUAUUUUCAUCCCUCCAGGGAAUUUUACAUUUUGGUCAACAGCUUUGAGUAAAGAUGGAAGCAUAAACGGCUGGGAAAAGGGGCCAGAGAUCCAUCCUUGGGAGGAAAUUAAGAAAAACCUGGAGCACAGAGAAUAUAUUGUGAAUCCAAUAUUUUUGAUAGAAAACUAUACAAUUGGGACGUACUAUAUAAGUGCGGAACUAUCGUGGAACAAUUUUGAUUCCACGGAUUCUUGCUUCAGUAUCUUCAAUCGUUGCAGUGACAAUACACUUGGAACUGUGUUUAGAAAGAAAGUUUAUCCCAAUCAGAACCGGCGGGUGAUCGUAAGGGACUUGCCAUUGGACGACAAUUGCAUCGCAACAGUUGUUGGAAAGUUUGGCAUUACUGAAUUUCCGUAUAAGACUCCAUCUUGCGAUGAUUUGCCAGGCUGCGAACCAUCACCAGAUCUCGUGAAGCCGUUGACAUUGGAGGCAAUAGAAGACAGUCCGGACUCUUGGUCUGUGCGAGUGAGAUGGAGCUACCCCAAACAUCCACCAAGCUAUUACAACGUCACUCUUUAUGCAGACCAGUUUUAUACUGCCAACAUAACUGGGAAUUCUACGGAAGUCAUAUUCAAUGGCGUGCGCGGUACAGACAUGUACAGCGUGUCUGUGGACGCCAUCAACCCUCGCGGCAGGGCCGUCUCUAGCGAGACAGAAUUUUUUCCAGAGCGCUCGGAAAUGACGUCACUCAGGAUUGCGUACCUCGUGCUGUGGGUAUUAGCUUCAGUGGUGGUUGUGGUACUGGCGGCUAUGUUCAUCUGGUGGAGACGCCUCAAUGAAGACAGGCCGAACCUCUUCUUUCCGGAAAUGGGACAAAAGUUUUCAAAGGAUGGUGAAAUGGAUAUAUGCAGCGUGGAUUCCGCCUCGGAGGACCAAUGGGAGGUGAAACCUGAACGACUGCUGCUGCAUGAGAUCAUCGGGGAGGGAGCUUUCGGUGUCGUUAGAAGAGGAACACUCGCGCCAUUGAACAAAUACGUCGCUGUAAAAAUGUUGAAAGAUUUUCCUUCAGUGGAAGAGAUCAGGGCGUUUAGAGCGGAGAUGGAAAUGAUGAAGAGUGUUGGAGCACAUCCGCAUAUUGUCAGUUUGGUGGGCUGCUGCAGCGGCAGGAAACCUCUCAUAGUGGCUGAGUAUUGCAGCAAAGGAGAUCUACUAUCCUAUCUGAGAUCCUCAUGGGAUCUGAUGGCAUCUCGUCGUAACGCCAGAUAUUACAACAAUAAUAAAGAAGAGAGCAGUGAUGAACUCAAAUAUCAAGGCUCCUUGGUCAUAAACAGACUGUACGAUCUUCACGGUGUAUGCGACACAGAACUUACGCUGUUAGACUUGCUGUCGUACUGCAGACAGAUAGCUAUGGGCAUGGAGUUCCUGGCUUCUAACAGGGUGGUCCACAGAGACCUCGCCGCUAGAAACGUCCUCGUGUCCACUGAUGGCACGUUGAAGAUCGCAGACUUCGGACUGUCAAGAGACAUUUACCAAGAGAACCACUACAAGCAGAGGGGUAAUGGGAAGAUGCCUGUCAAGUGGAUGGCCUUGGAGUCUCUGACACACAGGAUAUAUACAACGCAGAGUGAUGUAUGGUCGUUCGGCGUGGUCAUGUGGGAGGUGGUUACUGUUGGUGCGACCCCUUACCCAGCGGUAGGAGUGUCGAGACUACCACGACUUCUACGCGCCGGGUAUCGCAUGCCCCGGCCAGCCAACUGCACACCCGCUCUAUACGAGGUCAUGUCCUCGUGCUGGAACGCGCGGCCCAGCUCUCGGCCCACCUUCACGGCGCUUCACCGCGCGCUAGACGAGAUGCUGUGUGCCAGUGCUCACCACUACCUCGACUUGUUGCUGCCCGACGAGUGCGAGCGAUUGUACCACGCCCCGUACGACUCGCGCUCGCAGCGACGGGACGGGACCGUGAACAUAGAACAUGCUACACGUAUACUGACGAAGGCUCUCCGAAUGAGCCGAAAGUAGUAAACCUACCAACGGAGAUAAAUCAGGAAAAUGGCCAUGGUCGCGACGCAAUCGUUCACACACGACCGACUGCUUAAGCAACACACAGUACAAACUUGCAAACACAGUAGCGACGGACUGAUC
Leptidea sinapis is the source of this 2843-nucleotide messenger RNA. RefSeq names its product tyrosine-protein kinase receptor torso-like (gene torso). Gene Ontology annotation, cellular component: signaling receptor complex. The transcript is spliced from 16 exons. The record is from RefSeq and is a predicted model, not a curated record. Gene Ontology annotation, biological process: protein phosphorylation; positive regulation of kinase activity; cell surface receptor protein tyrosine kinase signaling pathway. Gene Ontology annotation, molecular function: protein binding; ATP binding; transmembrane receptor protein tyrosine kinase activity. Lineage: Eukaryota; Metazoa; Arthropoda; Insecta; Lepidoptera; Pieridae. The coding region runs from base 357 to 2720 and encodes 787 amino acids.